CUUAUUUGCAUUGUUUUAUUUCACACUGGCUCAACCUUAGGGAUAAUCCUUUGUUGUUGUCGAGAAUAAAUUUAGUCUAUGUAUCGGAAUGGAGACUUCUCCACAAAAGCGCGAUUUUGAUAUACUGAAAUCCCUGGCUCGUCCACCAAAGUCGGUCAUAACGACUUUCCACGCGGGAUUUGUUCUUCUCGGUCAUCCCAGUAACCAAGCGAAGAAAUGGGAUUACGCCCAAAAGCAGAUGGCCAACUUCGACCGUUUUAUAAACGAACUGAAAAAUUUUCAAGCUGAAAAAUGCACGAAAGAGGUGGCGAACGAAGCCAAAGAACUGAUUGCAGAUUACGACAAACAGUCGGUGUUAAACGCCUGCGCGGCCGCUACAUGGAUGUUUGACUGGGUACAAAAUACCGUACAACAGAUACAGGGGUAGAUCAUCACCGCCGAGCACAGUAACUAUAUACUCUGAUCGUCACCGCCGAGCACCGUAACUAGGUAUUCUGUGAUCAUCACCGCCGAGCACCGUAACUAUAUACUCUGUGAUCAUCACCGUCGAGCACCGUAACUAUAUACUCUGUGAUCAUCACCGCCGAGCACCGUAACUGCAUGCUCUGUUCAAAUAAAGAGGCAUGGACACAAUUUGAAUUGAAAAAUUCAACCCCCCCCCCCCCCAAUUUUUAAUCUUUACAAUGCAUAACUAAGGUAUUUCUAAAAUUUGAAUGUCAGUUGUUGAGAUGCAAGAGAGACAAAGCACUCGGAAUUCCUUGUUAUGCAAACAAGGCCCAUGUCAUGUUUUUGUUUGCAUAUACAUACAUGUGUAAAUGUUUGAAAAAUGUCGGCGAUUCUAAUAUAUGAUAUCAUAAUAAGCAUAUGAAAUUUUACCCGGAUAUUUGUAGCUUUUAUGCACAUUUUCCCUCAAAUAUAGUGAUUUCAUGAG
Molecule: messenger RNA, 931 nt
Organism: Ostrea edulis (European flat oyster)
Lineage: Eukaryota; Metazoa; Mollusca; Bivalvia; Ostreida; Ostreidae
Exons: 3
Coding region: 89-427 (112 amino acids)
Biological process (GO): microtubule-based movement
Cellular component (GO): dynein complex
Molecular function (GO): dynein intermediate chain binding; minus-end-directed microtubule motor activity; dynein light intermediate chain binding
Source: RefSeq, a predicted model, not a curated record